UGAGGCCUCUUUUCGUUAAAUAAACCUUUUCCAGAGAACCUGCUGAACUGGUUAAAUGCUGGCUUUUUUUAUGAGGAUAGCUAAUUGGGCGUCGUAUUUCUCUGCCUGUCUGAAUUGUAAGAGACUGCCUGUCAUAUUAAUUUUGUAUUCAAGCAUUUUUUUUUCUUAAUUUUGAGAAGUGACAGACUCCGAGCUGCCACAUCGCUAAUGCCGAUCUGGAUGAUACAAGUACACUCCCAACACCAUGCACCUUCCACACCAAUCUGUAACCACAGAGCCAUCUGUAGAUCGGGAAGACAAAAAGACGCUCCUGAGCCUCGGCGUCACUCAACAGGAUUGUACAAGGUCAGGUGUCAUCGUGGAAAUGGGCUUCUUCUCAGCAUGGAUGGUGUCUCCCUCUUCUCUACGCUUUCUAUGUCUCAUCUUGGGCACGCAUGCCCAGCAGGCCUUCAGGUCUGAGCCCAGGAACCUCACUGUGCGGAUGGGAGAAACAGCUGUGUUGAGGUGUGAGGUCCUGAGGGCCUCAGGGACUGUUCAGUGGGAGAAAGAUGGCCUCCUCCUGGGACCACAGAGAAGCCUGCCUGGGUUUCCGCACUACAGCAUGAUUCGAAAUCCCAAGAGAGGGCAAUAUCAUCUUCAGAUUGAGAAGGCCGAGCUGGAAGAUGAAGCUUUUUAUACAUGUCAAGUGGGCCAGUCCGAGAGCAGUCAAGCAAUCGUUUCCAGUUCGGCUUGGGUCAACGUUCUGAUCCCCCCUUCCAAGCCAUACUUUAAGGUGGACAUGGAAACACCUUGGGUGGCAGGGAGGAAGUACGUCGUCGCCUGUGUCGCUCCUGACGCAAAGCCCGAGGCUGAAAUCACGCUGUAUAAAGAUGGAGUCGAGCUGACAGGGACAGAGUCUCUCACCAUGCCUGGCUCAAAGGAUAAGCUCCUGAACACGCAUGCCAAAGUAACGGUCACCGCUCUGAGCUCUGAUAACGGGAGGCAGCUGGCAUGUCAUGCCAACAACCCCGCCCUUUACCGGCAUGUGGAGACCACAAUGGCCAUGAACGUGUACUUCCCCCCUCAGCAUCCAGUUAUUUUAGGUCUGGAGGGACAGGAUGUCAAAGCGAAGACAAUACUCGUGUUGGAGUGUGUGUCUCAUGGUGGAAACCCUUUAUCUUCUCUCCGCUGGACCAAGGACGGAGAAGUUUUGUCAAAGACUUGGGAAGCAGAUGCUAAAAUGCAGAAGUCCAGAAGUGUCCUCAAACUGAAGAUCACCCCAGCAGACAACCAGGCAGUGGUUUGCUGUGAGAGUGAUAACCUGGUGCCCUCGUCCCCUCUGUCCGUCAGCCGCACAAUCACUGUGCUCUUUGAGCCUGCGGAGGUGACUCUGUCGGGUCCGUCCACGGCCGUUGAGGGGCAGAACCUGAAUCUGAUCUGCCAUGCCUCCUCCAGUAAUCCGCCUGUCCACAUCCGCUGGUGGCUGGGCUACAAGGAGCUCAACACAACUGUUGCAACUAUGGAAGAGGGAGACAAUGGUGGGAUGACAACCAUGUCCAACAUGACCCACAGGGUCUCCCGGGAGGAGGACGGGCUGAAGCUCACCUGUGAGGCUUUCAACAAGGGUACACAAUUCUCCAAGACCCAGUCCACCACACUUAAUGUCUAUUAUCCCCCUCAAAAGGUGUGGCUCGAUUCUCCCCCUCAAGAUGUCCCCCUUUGUUCGGGGACCACGGUCCGACUCAUCUGCUUCUCGACUGGCGGGAAUCCCACCGGGACUCUGACUUGGUUCAAGAAUGGGAAGGAGGUGACUAAUGCUCUGAAGCAGACCUCCUUUGAUCGGGGUGGGGCUCGGGAACUGCUCCUGGUCCUGACAGCAAGCGACAACAUGGCAAUCUACCGCUGCGAUGCCACAAAUGAGGCCAUGCAGACUAUCUCUGCCUACACUCAGCUCAUGGUUCACUUUAAAGCAGUAAGUAUGAAGAUUACAACCGAUCAGGAGGAGCUACGUCGGGGCCAGAUGGUGACUCUGGAGUGCCAGGCAGGAAGUAGUAACCCCAAGGCCAACAUAUCCUGGAGCCUGGGCGAACUCAGAUUGCAGGGAGUGGAGCAGCCGCCUAGGAGUGCCCAGUUCGGUGGCGUGUCAGUGCACAGCACUCUAUCCCUGAAUCUGAGCUCACAGCAUAACAACCAGAGGGUCAUCUGCCAUUCCCACAGCCCUGUGGUGGCAGAGGCCACUAACACAUACUUCAAACUCAAUGUGCUUUACCCACCAGAGUUCAGCCCAGAGCAGCCAGUGCAGAUCCAGGUGCUGGAGGAUGACAGAGUAACCAUCCCACUGCUGGUCUCAGCGAACCCAGAAGCAGGCGCCUGCCGUUGGCUGAACAACAGGGGGAAGCUGGUCAAAGAGGGGAACCUGCAGUACUACCAGUCAGCCGAAAACUCACUGGAGAUCGAGAAUGUGACGAGGAAAAAUGCGGGAGUUUACAGGGUCCAGUGUACCAAUGAUGAAGGUGUCAAUCAAAUCUCCAUAAAGCUGGAUGUUCAGUAUGCCCCCAGUGUUGAGGCAGAGAAAGACCCUGUAGUAGUGAACCUGGGGGAAACAGCCGACCUGAUAUGUGUGGCAGACGCCAACCCCAUUAUACCUGGCAUGUUCUCUUGGAAAUGGCUGGGAGAAGAGGAGGCGGAGAUGGGAGAGGAGACUCAGGAUGAUGAAUCUGGCCUUCUGACCAUCCAUAAUGUUACUCGGGCUCAUGCUGGUCGUUACCAGUGCACAGCCAAUAAUGGCAUAGCAUCCCCUGCCACUGUUGAUAUGCAGCUGGUAGUGCAAUUCAAACCAGAGCUACUGAAAGGACCCCAGUGGACAAAGGUAGCAAGUAGAGGGGACGGAACUUCUAUAGCUGAGGUGGUGUGUCGGGCAGAAGGGAUUCCUCGCGUUGACUUCUCUUGGGAAAAAAAUGGUCUACGCAUGGACUUUGCAAACCCCAGGUAUGAGGAGCGCACCGUAAAGGAUGGCUCCUUUCACACCAGCACAGUUAGAGUUGUGAAUGUGAGUGCAUCUCUGGACUACGCUAUCUUCAGCUGCACUGCUCGCAACUCACUUGGGGAAGACACGCUAGACAUCCGGCUCGUCAGCACAAAUCACCCAGAUCCUCCCACAAUGUUUCAGCAACUUGCAGUCUCCCACGACUCAGUCACUCUGGAGUGGAUCCCUGGUUUCAAUGGUGGUCUGUGGCAAACAUUUCGUGUAAGAUACAUUUGGGACAAGUCAGCCAGUUUCGUGUACAGGGAUGUCUUUCCUGCCGGAGCAACAUUUUUCACCGUCACCGGGCUGCAGCCCAUCACCACCUACAACUUCUCAGUUAAUGCCCUCAAUGCACAGGGAGAGAGCGGCUAUGCUGACAACAAUGCAGUACUGACCAUCACCACCAAGGAGACGCCAGAUGUUGAAGAAGUCCUACCUGUUGAUGUCACAGAGAAUCCAGAUAGACUGCCAGCCUAUUUAACAGUGGUUGGAGUCCUGCUUUUCUUACAUUCACUGGCUAUCUUCUUUGGAGUGAGGUGGAAAAAAAGGCAAGGCCAGACAGGGGGGAGAGGAGGCAGCACGUUGGAUGUAAAGAAGAGUGAACAGGGGGGGUCCAGUCAGUUGACUGAAAGCAACUCCAACGAGUAUGAGAGCAGAGAAAAGAUCAACGCCGCAGCCCAGCGCACCCUCCUCAUCGACUCUGGAUCGGAAACAGAAAGCCAUGUCUACGAGAGCUGUGCAGCGGAAAGUUCCCAUCAUUAUUACCCCACUGGUGAAUACAGUCCACUACCUGAGGAUAUGCGUAGGCUCGGUGUCCCCCAACUCCCUGUGGAUUCCCAAAGCCAUCUGUAUGAAGACGUGAGGGACGGGGAUCUGUACCAGGACGUCCUGUCCUCCCCUCUUCCUUCCUCUUCAUACUUGUUUGACCACCGAUUGCAUCAUGAAAGGAACAUGUGGAGACUACCAGGAUACCCUCAGCAGGCAGCUGGGAGAGUCGGAGACUUCGGGCAGUCGAGGAGAGAGUCUGCUCUUCCCUUUGAACUGCGAGGCGAAUUAGUCUAAAAUGAGAAGAUGGAAACAUGGAACCUGCUGAACAGAAGAAAAUUACAAUGGAAAGAUUUACAACUGUAUACAUAUUUAUAUCUACAUACAUCUCCAUCUGUUGUCUUACUCCCUGCUGUUUGCUUUGUUAGUUGUUUUUUUUACUUUACCCUUGUUCUAGUCUUUUUUUAGCCUGCAGGUGGAAAUGAAUUUGGAAACAACAAUUGAACUGACAAAGAUGUUUUUUGCCUGGAGGACGGCAGCCCCUCACUGGGGCACAAGCAGCACAGACUCACAUUAACACCCAUCCUUAUUGACGCAUUCGUGUUAACAUUCUCCAGAUUGUAUUUAGAAGAGAACACACUUUUUGCAGUUUUUCUCUGAGAGAGAGAGAGAGCUUUUGUCUCGCUGAGAGUGGACAGUAACGAACUACAGAGAGUAGGGGAGGGGGGGUAAGGCUACGCGUCUGCUGCUGCUACGAAGAAAUUCUCAUCUUCUCCUGGUUUAAUUUUCAUUAUUGUUUUAAAUUGUAGUUACAAGAACCGCUGUCCAUAGAAUAGUGUCACAUCCCAGCCUGCAAUUUCCAAUAAUUACAAUCUCUAUUUGUAGAAAAUGUUCCCGAACUAAAGUUGCUUUAUACCAGAAAAAGACAACUAAUUAUAAAAUAUAAUAGUUUUAAACCUGAUGAGAGCUCAAAGUGAAAAGUCAAGCAGAAACGUGAUAUUUCUUGCGAUCUGUCUAAUUGUAAUUAAAAUAUUUCCCUCCGGACAAAAGUCAGAACACAGGAAAACAUAGAUGGUGUUUCCUUUAUUGCAGAAUCAGUUUGAGUUCUUUGUGCGUUUGUGUAACUUCGUCUUCUAAUAUUCACUGUGCAUGGAUCAGAAACCUCUUCAUUUGCAUGGUUCCCUGUUCUCGCUGCCUUGUACAUUACACAAAUAGUGACUGGGCUUGCAUUCGUACACAGAGGCGUUAUUUAUACAUCCGAGUUCUGCUUCCAGCUUCUGCUUUUCCCCCGAGCACGAUUCGUCACAUCAGUCUCAAAAAGGGAACACAGCGAAGGCAGCACAUAUAGUUCAGUUAGACACACACAUGUAUAAAGAAAAAGUAUGAGAUUAUUGUUCCCCAAUAGAAAUGUCCCAUUUUUGAUGGAGAUGGAUGUGGUCUGGCUCAUAAUAAAUUAUUUUAGGCGUUUUUACUGUAUAAUACAGAAGAAAUAUUUACUGAGAGGUUACAUUACAAACUAUAAUAUUCCGCUUCACCAAUGGCCUUGACUGCCUUAAAAUAAAUCCCAAUGUUUCACAAAGCUGUGUUCAAUUAGGCUGGCUAUUCUCCAUUAGGAGCUGUCAAGGCCUGUUUGUCUCAUUACUGAAUAAUUGUUUUAGUUCCUGUCAAGAUGACUGCUGUGUUCAUACCACAGCAUGUUCCUGAUAUAUCAUUACAGCUCAGGCAAGAACAGUAAUCUACUAAACUGCAGGCUUGGCAGCUCAAUGCUGUAUGUCAACUUUUAUUUUCCCUCACUUGCCUCAUGAUUGUUUUGAUCUGACGGGUUGGGAAGAAUCUCGAGGGAGUUUGAUCGUUCAGGCUACGGGAGUGCACAAUUAAGUAAAAAGAAAAACAAAUAAGAAACUUUAAUUACCUCAGCUCUCAGAGUGUUUUCACAUCCUUUUUACCCCACUGUUUUAAAAAAAAAAAAGAAA
Molecule: messenger RNA, 5742 nt
Organism: Pungitius pungitius (ninespine stickleback)
Lineage: Eukaryota; Metazoa; Chordata; Actinopteri; Perciformes; Gasterosteidae
Gene: nphs1
Product: NPHS1 adhesion molecule, nephrin
Exons: 32
Coding region: 245-4066 (1273 amino acids)
Molecular function (GO): protein binding
Source: RefSeq, a predicted model, not a curated record